AUGGGGGGCCACGCGUUUUCUUCUCGGGUUCCACCCAUCAAGACGCCUCGGAUGACUCAGGAAGUCUACGACGAAGCUCUGAAACUAAAUCAGGCAAUUCUGCGCAAAUUUUACUCCAAAGUUGAGAGUGCUAUUGAGGGACCUGGCAAAACCACGUAUGGGGAUGUUGACAUCCUUGUUGCAUUACCUUUGGAGGGCGCGUUUUCUUCUGAAGAUCGAGUCGGGGAUGAGCUCAAGAAAGCUUUGAAUGCCAAAGCCUUGUUGCAAGAAAAAGGCAAUCCUACCAUCAAUUUUGCGGUUCCUUGGCCAGAGCAUACUAUCACUGGUGCUAAGGAUGGAAAGAAUGUCACUGAAUCUACAGAUGUUUCGCUGGCGAGCUGGUACGUUCAAGUCGAUGUCCAUAUAUGCAAAAGCGAGCAUGAAUUUGAUUGGGAACUGUUUCAUUCUGCUCAUGGCGACCUAUGGAACAUCAUUGGCACCACGAUCAGAGGGUUUGGACUUACUAUCAACAAUCGCGCAUUUUUCAUUCGAAUCCCCGAAAUCGAGUUGGCAGACAGAAAGAAGAGCAUGGUAUUUCUGACUGACAAUCCGGCCGAGAUACUGGAAUUCUUAGGGCUGGAUCAAGAAAAAUGGUGGAAACGUUUCAAUACUCAGCAGGAAAUGUUUGAAUAUGCCGCAACUUGUCGAAUGUUCUUGGUCAGAGAUGUGGCCGAAGAUGAAGCGGAAGGAGAUGCCACUGGCAGUAUUGCCGGGAGAGGCCAAGAGGGCGGAGUAGAGGGAAAGAAAAGGCUAAAGCACAAUGAUCGUCAACGUCUGGCAAAACGACCUAUUUUUAGAGCUUGGGUUGAUGAAUUUAUCCCUAUAUGUCAAGAAGCAGGAAAGUAUAUCGAUACUAAAAUCACAAGAGAACAGAUCCGCGAUGAAGCUUUCAAGAAAUUUGGUGUCAAGGAGGAAUACGAAACCAGGCGACACGAUUGGAACCUUGCAAGACAUCUAGUGGAAGUGAUGAAUGACGGUAUCAAAGCUAAUAUUCCUGUUGACGGAGGUGAUAAUCAAACGAGGUCGGCAGCUACAAAAGUUCUGAAGGGUGUCAUCAUGGAAGGAGAACUAUACGAGGGGACUGUUCCUGAAGCUGCAAUUAGGGAUGAGAACGGAUUUUACAACAUUCAGUUGGUCAAACUCUUCGUGGUCAACAACUGGAGGAACGCGAUGAAAAUUGGAAUGGCAAGGCAGCGAGCCAAAGCCAGGGAAUCCAUGAAGGCGAAGGCUGAGAAGAAGGCACAGGUAGAGCGAGAUUCUAAGUUGUAUGAUGUAGUGUGA
This is a messenger RNA of Botrytis byssoidea, 1320 nucleotides long. RefSeq lists its product as uncharacterized. The transcript has a single exon. The record is from RefSeq and is a predicted model, not a curated record. The coding region runs from base 1 to 1320 and encodes 439 amino acids. Lineage: Eukaryota; Fungi; Ascomycota; Leotiomycetes; Helotiales; Sclerotiniaceae.